Messenger RNA from Prosopis cineraria, 1034 nucleotides. Its product is annotated as cyclin-dependent protein kinase inhibitor SMR6-like. Gene Ontology annotation, biological process: regulation of DNA endoreduplication. Lineage: Eukaryota; Viridiplantae; Streptophyta; Magnoliopsida; Fabales; Fabaceae. Bases 389 to 709 code for a protein of 106 amino acids. The record is from RefSeq and is a predicted model, not a curated record. The transcript has a single exon.
CUGCCUCACGGGUUCCCUCCUCUCCACCUUCUAUAUAUUAUUUCUCUCUUUCUUCUUCCCAAAAAUUUCUUCCUGUUUUCUCUGCAAUCACGAAAAGAAAAAAAUCCCCAAAAUAAACCGGUAAAAAAAAAAAUUCUCUUUUUCUUUCUCUUGUUCCUUCGUAUCAAAUCUUCCCUCUCCUUUCUCUCCACAAUCAGGCAAAGACCCUUUUCUCUUAUUCUGUCUGUUAUUCUUCAUCGCUUCAUUCUCUUUCUGAUUCUCAGGCAAGAAUCAUUCUUUCCAAUUCCAUACUCGCUUUCCUUCAUUCUCUUCACUUUCCUCUGUUUCGGCUAGUUCGAUCAACGACGAGCCGUGUCUCUUUUUCUGUGGUAUAUUUGAAGAUUUUGAUAUGGGGUUUUCAAAAAAGUCGCAAAUAGAAUCAGGGCUAGAAUCAGAAGCGAAGAAGUGGGUAAUUGCAGGUAUUUCGGUACGGUCUCUGAAGCCCAUAAACACGAAGCCGAGGGGGAAAGAGAACGAGGAAGACGAUGAGGAAGCCUGUUCGACGACUCCGACGGCGAAAGAGGCAAGAAUACAAGAAAAGUUGCCGUGCCCGCCGGCGCCGAGGAAGCCCCGACCAUCACGGCGACACAACUUUAACGGCGUUCGAGAGUUUUUCACUCCUCCUGACUUGGAAACUGUGUUCAAACGCCAUGUUGAGAAAGCCAUCUGAUUUCAGCUCAUUCAACUAACAAAACGACGCUAGAUUCAAGCUUGUCUGAGAGGAAAAUGGUCCUGAAAAAGAGGGUUUUGUUAUGUUUUAUGUAUUAUUAUUUUUUUUUCAUUUUAUGGCUCUGAAUGCAAAUUCCUCUCUGCUUCGAGUGCUACCUGGCAACAAGAACUUGUGUACAAAAGAAAAAAAAUUGAUAUGUAGGGAAGCAGUAUAGGCUAGUCUUUGAUUUCCAUUUUUUCCCCCGUUUCCUUUCUCGUUUGAUGAAAGAGUAUGUGGUCUAGUUCUGUUUUUGCUUAAUGAGAAGUUUUCAAUAUUUCCAGUUCAA